UCUCAGUGUGUCUUCCAGUGUGUGCUCUCUCUCUGUCUCUCUCUCUCUCUCUCUCCCUCUCUCCCUCUCCCUCCCUCCACCUCUGCCUGGCUGUCAGCUUUGCCUCGACCACGUAGCAGCUUCCUGGCAGCGGCAGCAGCUUGUGUCUACUCUCUCUCUCUCUCCGAGUCUCUCCUUCAGUAUCAGUAGCCCCAUGUAGGACCACGUAGCACCAGCUUUGGAUACUAACCACCAACAGCAGCCGGAGCGGCCAUGGAUCUCUUCGAAUUCGACUUUUUCAGAGACUGGGAGCUUGAACAGCCAUGUCAUCUGGAGUCAGAGCGCAGCGCCCUGAAGAGGAGAGAAUGGGAGAGGAGGAACCAGGAGGUCCAACAGGAUGAAGACCUGUUCUCCACGGGAUUCAAUCUGUUUGGGGAACCCUACAAAACUAAUAAAGGUGACGCGUUGGCCAGUCGCGUCCAGAACACGCUGGGUUCCUACGAAGAAAUGAAAGACCUGUUAACCAGCCAUUCCAACCAGAGCCAUUUAGUGGGAAUCCCCAAAGGCAGCGCCGCCAACAACAACCUGCCGCAAACCCCGACCACUUCGAACACGGAGAGACCCACCAUGGAGUCCCAGCUUUUCAACGAAGCCUUGCGAGCAGGGACGGGCGCGGGAGGUGGAGCAGGACCGGAGGGAGUCGGGGACAAGAGGACGGCGAGUGCACCUUCGUCGUCGUCCUCUACCAUGCAGCCGCCGGCUUCGACCACGCCCUCGUCGAGCGCGACGACAAUCCCCCAUCAGAGUUCGAAGAAGUCACGGAGCUCCAUGGACUGGUCGAGGGGAGGCCACGGACAGAGCACCCAAGCAACGGGCCUCGUCCUCGGGUUAGGACAGAACGGACAGGGGCAGGUCCCAGCGGCAGCUACGAGCAACAGAGGGAAAAUGUCUUUAUUGGAGGAACAGCAAAUGCAAAGGCAUGAAGAGCUGUUCAGCUCACUGAAAGAUGAACUCGGCCUAAAAGAAGAUUCAAGCCCUUCUUCCUCCUCUUCAUCUUCCUCUUCUUCUUCUUCUAGGAGGCACGCUUCCCACCCACCCAAAACCCACCCCCUCCCAGAUGGGGCCAAUUUUCGAACUUCUACCUUGGACGCCGGCCACUUUAAGUCUUCCACUAACACAGAAAAUGGGGGUCAUUUCAAAUCCUCCCCGUUCGAAAAUGAGACAGGUUCUCACCUCUCUACGUCCUCCUCCCCGCUGGCUUCCACGUCGGUCCUGACAACGCCCACCCCUGGUCUGACCACUCCCACAUCCGGACUGACCACGCCCACUUUCCCACCCGGUAGCCUAUCAGGAAAGCCGAUGGCUGUGCAGCAGAAGCCCACGGCUUAUGUUCGACCAAUGGAUGGCCAGGACCAGGCCCCGAGUGACUCCCCCCAGCUUAAACCCCCUCUAGUGGCCACAGAGGGGUUCAACAACAGUCAGGCUUUUGGAGGAAACUCUGGGAAUGUGAAGAACAAGCUGCCAAAGCUGAGUCUCAGCCACACGGGGGAGGUCAGCCUACCAAAUGACUCCAGCUGUGUGGAAGAGAUUUUGCGGGAGAUGACCCAUUCCUGGCCUCCUCCGCUCACAGCCAUACACACUCCUGGGAAAGCUGAUCAGACCAAGUUUCCCAUCCCAAACAAGGAGCCACAGCAUGUGACCUCGGGCUACAACACCCAGAAGCGAUGUACUGUAUCAGCUAACAAGCCUGCUGCUAAACCACCAACUGCACCGCAGAAGUCAAUGCUGGAGGAUGACCUGAAGAUCAGCAGCGACGAGGAAGAGGCCGAACAACAGGUGUCUGACAAGCCCAAAGCCAGAGGCACAGCCCUAAGUGGUGCAUCAGGGAGCAGCAGUGAAUCAGAAAGCAGCUCAGAGUCUGACACAGACGAGUCAGAGAGCAGCUCCAGUGACAGCGAGUAUAAUCAGGCCUCCCGCACAAACACUCCAGAGCCAGAGCCGCCUUCUACUAACAAGUGGCAGCUGGACAGCUGGUUGAACAAGGUCCAAGCUCAGACCAAACCCCAGGCGGCCCCCCAGCAAGAGCAUCAUGGCACCGGCUCCAUCAACCAGGGUCCAGAGAUUUUCUCUGCAGGAAAUGAAGCACCAGGAACAGGCGCAGCUGCCAAGACCAAACCGUGUGGAUCCAGCAGCGCUCCUGUGGCAGCUGCACCGACAGCCGAGCACAAGGACACGAGGGCGGCCUUCUGCCCGGCCAGAGAGAAGGCCAAGGCCAAGCUCAGCCAGAAGGCCUCAGGGGAGGGCCAGAGGUCGAAGAUGAGGCUGUCGCCAGGUCUGUUGUCAGGGCCGGAAGUCACGACCCCGAGGAGGAACACCACAGGGAAGAAACAGCCCAGACGGACAGAUAGGUCAAACAGUGUGGAGGAUAAUCAGAGCCAGACAUGGAGCAGGGCAAACCAGCACAGUCCUGCAGCCAGGGAGAAAGAUCUGUUGCCUCCCCCGACCCUGGAACAUCAGAACCCCACGAGGCCGCGAAGCAAACCCCCCAGUGGUAAAACAGCUCCAAGGAAGGAACCUCGCAGUGCUACCAACCCAAACAACAACACAGUCACUCCACCAGCAGCAAUACAGCAACCCCCUGCACCAGCACCUGCUGUCAGUGUAAACCAGGAUAAGAGGAAACACAGAGGCCCCAACACCAGAAUCACACCCAAGUCCCGAGAAUUCAUCGAAACAGAUUCCUCCUCCUCCUCGUCAGAAUGCCAGUCGGAUGCAGAGGAAGCCAUCAAAAUCCCCGCUCUGCCACCUCAGGCGACGCGCUCCGCGAUUAACACACAGACUCUGUCCAACACGCACAUGCACACGCCUCUCCUCCCAUGCCUUGGCUCUGCCGGCACCGCGGGGAGCCUGGGAACAUUUGGAGGGAAGGGGCUCCGAGUCAAAGAUGGUAGCAGUGUGACCACUAAUGGUAGCAGCAGUAGUAAUAGUAGCAUCGGCGGCGGCGGUGGUAAUGGCAGCGGCGGUAGUGGCUGUAACUCCCUGAGCAUUAGCAGCAUAAGUGGCACGUUUGGUACUUCUGUCCCUGAUCCUGGAGGGUUAGGAGGGCAGAGCAAGGACCUGGACUCGAUGUCGCCGCCGUCCAAUUUGGGACACGAGGUGCCUCUUUCCCCCUUGAGGGAAUACCAGGAGAUCCAGAGUUUAUGGGUGAAAAUUGACCUGGGUUUGCUCAGCAGGGUGCCCGGCCAGGGUGGAGGAGAGAGAUCAAGGGCGGGAGUCGCGGAGAGGGAUGGGAGCGAGGGGAGAGACAGGGAGAGGCAGGGGGAGAGGAUAGGUGUGGCCGAGAGGGACAGACAGAAGCAGGAGGAGCGGGAGUGGCCGGGCGCGAGAGACAGACCGAAGCCGGCGAAGGCGGAGAGACAGGAGGAGGAAAAUGAGCGAUUAGUGCAGGACAGAGAGAGGCAAGGUGACAGAUUAACAGAGAGGGAGAGGCAGACAGAUAGAGAGGACAGAGAGAGAUUCGGGGAGAGGGAGAGGGAGAGGGCGAGGACGACGUCGCGGGACAGGGAGAAGGCAUGCCAAGGUCUGGGGGUCCUGGACAACCCCCCUGUGCAGGAGCAGAGUAAUCCCAGGCCGGCUGGGAGGACGGAGAGGGCAGAGAACGGGAGCAAACACAGAAGGCAGGCAGCUGCAAACAUGGUGGUUCCAACAGAGAAGCACGCCAGCAAGAGCAAGAGGAAACACAAGUCGGACCACGGAGAGUCAUCCGUCAACUGCAAUAAGAAGCUGCGAUUGGACAAAGACUGCCUGCUCCUCCCACCCUGCAUCUCCCCAAUACACAACCACAAGAACAGCUCCACAGACAGCUCUCUAAACAGGAAGCUGUCCCGACGGCGCGAUGAGAAGCUGCUCCCGCCCCUCCUGUCGCCGCUCUCCGAUGAUCCCCCUCGCAAACGAACCCUCGACGCCGGUUCCUCCCUCAGCCAGGAGGGCGCCGCCCCCGACUCCACGACCUCCACCACCGCCGCCACCACCACCGCCACCGCCUCCGCCUCGUCUUCCUCACACAGGCACAGGAGAGGUGAAGGAAAGGCUUCAUCUCAUGUGAGGAAUGGCAGUGAAACGGAUCCCCACAGCGAGAAGCCGUGUGGAGACGGUUACCAUGCCAACGGCCACUCAGACUCCGACGUGUGGUCGGAACCGAUGCUGGAUCCUGCAGAAGCUCGCAGGCCGAGACUGACGUUCAGUGACACAGUCCACAGCGCCGACUACUACAUGCAGGAGGCCAAGAGACUGAAGCACAAGGCUGACGCUUUGAUGGACAAGUUCGGCAAAGCGGUGAACUACGCGGACGGCGCUCUGUCGUUCAUAGAGUGUGGAAACGCCAUGGAGCGAGACCCGCUGGAGGCCAAAUCGCCGUAUACAAUGUACUCUGAGACCGUGGAGCUGAUCAGGUACGCCAUGAGGUUGAAGAACUUCACCAGCCAUUCAGCCACCAUCGCUGAGAAGAAGUUAGCCGUGCUGUGUAACCGCUGUCUGUCUCUGCUGUAUCUGAGGAUGUUCCAUCUGAAGAAAGACCACGCUGUCAAGUACUCGCGGUCGCUCAUGGAGUACUUCAAGAAUUCCGCCAAGAGUUCCCACCAAGCACCUUCCCCCUGGAGGACCAAUGGGAAAGUCAAUGGGACUCCUUCUCCGCUCUCACUCAGCCCGUCCCCAGCCAGCAACGGAGGAGGAGGAGGAGGAGCCGGAGGAGGAUCCGGAGGUGCGCUAGGGUCAACAGGGAGUGUGGCUAUUCCCCAGCGGAUUCAUCACAUGGCCGCCAGUCAUGUUAACAUCACCAACAACAUCCUGCGGAGCUAUGAGCACUGGGAGACGGCUGACAGACUGGCCACUGACAGCCAAGACUUCUUCCAGGCGCUGGACUCCGUGAUGGAACCGUUGAGUCAGCAGAGCAGCAUGACUGAGCUGGUCCGCUACAUCAGACAGGGACUGCACUGGCUCCGCAUAGAGGCUCACCUCCUGUAAAGAGACUGGACCAGAGCCACACCUUUAAAAUUAAAACAAAAAAAAAAAAACAAAAAAAAAAAUGCCUGGGAGCUAGAACUGGGAUAACAAGUGAGAGGAGACUCAGGCUGAUGCUUCAAUUCCCACUGGGAUCCUUCAAAUGACCCGACAGCCCGCAUGGUAAUGUAAUGUAAUGUAAUGGUAGAGACUGGGUGGAUUAAUUGGGGUGACAUGUACCUGCAAUUAAGACUGAGCGGUAACUAAGUUUGGGAAUUUCAAUUGUGGAUCACACAUUACAAACUAGCGUAUUAAAACUUUGGCUGAUGCUGCGUUUUUAGUGAAUCAGUGCAGGUAAUAUUCCUGAAGGGACAAUGCAUGUUUAAACCUCUCCGUGGCCCUGAUAAAGAACAAGAGAGGAAAGAUAAAAAAAAAAGGGUUUUACAUUGAUGGGAUCAUUCUCACAGAGAUAAGUGAGAGACUGAUGUGAUUAGAGAGGCUGAACGUAGAGAAAGAGCUCAACAGAGGAUCAUCUCCUCCAGCGGUGGACCAGAAACGUGGCAGUGAUUGGGACUAGAAAUAAAGCCCCGGGCUGAUAUUGAUCCAAGUGAACAAGUACCGGUCCAAUCCAUUAGAUAAGGACCACACUAGUUAAGGAGAGCAGCUCAGAUACGACCAGUUGAGCUCAAGUAAUGGAGACUGAAAUCAGUGCUUUGCCUCUGUUUCAGUCUGUCUCCAGCCUUCAGAGAUUGAUCCUCCAGAAUAAACUCUGAUAAACAAAGCAACCUGCACAACCACUGCUGUGUACGGCCUCAGUAACGUAAACAGCUCCUAAAAGUGCGGUCAAAUUUUACACUUUCUCUCCAUAAUUUGAUAAACACUAGAAGUUUAGGAGUUUAAUUUAGUUUUUUUUUCCUGGUCUAAACAGAUAAUCAUUUAAAAUUAGAAAUAGCCGCAGACUGUAGCCUUCAUAUUCCAGUAUAAAUAUCUGGUAAACUAAUGGCUCUGACAUCUGGCUCGUAGCCGGCAUCCGGUCCUCGGGCCUAGUUUUUUUUUUCCAGCGUGUCCUACACUGUUGAUAUUUGUUGGACCUGUGUCUCGGUCUUUUUGGCCGAUUGAGAGUGUUGAGUCUUUGGUGGAGCUCGCUGGUCACAGACAUCGCUCUGGCUGGCUGAUCAGGAUAUCACACUUAGGGCACAAGAAUAGAAACAAAACAAAUUAGUAGCAAACUCGAAAGUAGCAAGUCACAUAGGCAUACGCAAAAACCUCUCCUCGAUCUUCGUCUAGGCUAAUAAGCUGUACACUAACUUUGAACAACGCUUCGUAGCUCUUUCUUAGCACCCCAGCUCGUCCCACUUUUGAACGGCGAAUACAGACUACUGCCACCUGCUGGUAUGGAAAAUUAUUUCCUGUCAGUUCCUGUCUCGUCGGUUUGGUGCAUCCUGCCCCUGAAGCCUUACCAAAGCCCUGUUCUUCAUUUAAUAAUAUGAAUGCUAAAUGUUGUAGAGACACAAUCAGCCAUGGGAGGCUUUCUUCCAAAAAAAUAAAAGCCUAAAAGUGGCAGAUAUUUUAUUUAAACCAGGAAUUAUAUGAUCUAAGUAAACCUUGCAAAUGAGAUCAGAUAUGUUAGUACUCCUCGGGAGGCUAAUAUUGUGUAUUUUUAAAGCUUGAAAUAUGUCUGUAAAUAUCAGAGCAACUCACGUGUGAGCUAUUUGUUUUAGUUGCAGUUUAGGGAGUUACCACCUCAGCAGAACAAUGGCUCAGUUUACUGGUCCUAUAAAUGGGAGCUUUCUCUCGUCAAAUAAAGCCUUCGUCUGGUUCUUCUCUCGCUGGUUAUGGGCUUUUGUGAUAUUCCACUCACUUCUAGUUCCCAUAGUAACCCACCCACCAAGGCGUCAAACACUUACGGGGGGAAAAAACUACAAGAUUCAGUAUGAUUUGGCUCUAAUUAAGCCCCCACCCACGUGCAGAGCAAGCAAACAGGGCGAAAAUCUCACGUCGGCUUUUCUGCCCUGAUGUCAAAAACAACACAAAAAAAAAAAAAACUUUGUACAGCACUUAAUGAGAUCAAAUCAACUGCCGGGUUGUCUUAUAGUCGUUUCCCAGCAUUUGUUGUGUUGUGUUGUUAGUGUGUAUACGUGUACAGCUGAUUGUCAAGUCUAUUUAAAUCAUUACCUGACCGAACAAUAAUGAUGUUUGUGUACCAUAAUGUACAGACUGUGACUCCUGGAAACAGUGUUUUUGUUUUUUAGCAUCUUGUGAAUGAAUGGGGAAGUGGUGCAAGAGAAAAGGUUAUGGAUAAGUGUGUGUGUGUCCACGCAAAGGUUAUGGCUGCAUUGACACAGCACCACACAUAAUGUGAUUUUUAACUCUUUAUGGUACAUUAAAACAAAGAGGCUGCUCUGUUUCUGAGUGACACAUCUUUGGCGUUCACAUGUCCCAUGGAGAAUUAAAAUCACUUCACUGUGGUCUCUGUAAAUCCAGCACAUCAAGCAUGAGUUUUUAAGUUUUGGAUCAUCUGACCAUUGCUGAAUGUGUAUGGAAGACAACAUGGAUGUGAAAAGUAAUUUUCACUUUAACAAAAAAAAAGAGAAAAGAAAAAAAAAAGAAACUUAAGUGCCUCUAUUUGUGUCCGGUGGGAAUUGCUCUAUUUAUUUAAAAAAAAAAAUAAAAAAAAAUAACAAAGAAUGAAUCUAAAUAAUUUUCCAUACCAUAUUGGUAUAAAUAUGAGAUUGUUUUUCGUAAAAUCAAAUGUUUCCAUAAGCUUUUUACUGGCGUUUAUGACGACACCAGGGUUUGGCUUUAAGAAAACAAAAAGGUGUGAUUUAACGUGUCAAAUUUGCAUCGGUUGCUUUAAUUUUAUUUUAUCUUUUUCUUUUUCAGUGAUUUGAGCAAGUAUGGAUUUGUCUGAAAUGCCUGAAAAUUUUAAAUCAUCGCAUGCAAUAAAUGAUAGCUUCAGACCAAGAACUACUUGUGUCCAUUUCAAAAGAGAAACAAAAACCAAAAAUAAAAAUAAAAAAUAAUAAAAAAAUGGAAAAAAAAGGUAUAUUUCUUGUCACAUAGGUCAUUUACGGUGUGAAUGUCUUACACUGCAGCUAACAGUCUGAGGGAGGCAAUAACACUCAAGAACAGCAUAAAACCUUAAAGAAAUUACAGGAUGACUUUUGGGGAAAUUACAUUAACUAUAGUUACUUCUUGCUGAGAUGACGGGUAAAAGACUGCUUUUAAGUUUACUAAUGAAGCCAGAGCUAGCAGCUAAUUAGCUUCGCUUAGCUUACAACUAGUUGCCUGGGUUAGUCCUAAGAUAACGAUGCUGCCUUCAAAUUGGUUCAUGUUUACCGUGUUCACCCAAAAGAUUUAUACGGUGUUUUUGAAAUAAUGAAAUGAAUAGUAAACUUCAUCCCCGCUUGGUUCAUUUGUAGUUAUAAUACUGUAUGGAGGAUAAAAAAUACUUUCUACCCGGUCUUGGUUGCUAACAGUUUUAGCUUACUAACUCUUUACUCAAACUGUUGCCUAGCAACAGUGUCGAAGCUUAGCGUUUUGUGUACACGGCUUCCCAAGUCGUAUUCACAAGCUCACAAGUUUCUCACAUUUGACUGCGCAUUUUCCUUGUAGAUGUAUAAUACACCUGUGGAAAAUAUUUAUGUUCGCUUUGCCUUGGAAUUUCCUACAUUAGCCAAGUCAGUUUGCCGUUAGCAUGCUAAACGGUUAGCCUUGGUGGCUUCUAGUCUCCAGCGGUUGCCUAGCAGCGGCCUUCUCAUAAUUUGCGGCUGUGUUACCUGUUAAACGCUGAGUAUUUUCUAUAACCCUAAAGUCCAAAGAUUACAGUUUAAUCAUAAAAGGUAUUAUAUCUCUUUGGAGAAGCUGACUUUUGGAUAAACCCAGGCUGAUUGUUCUCUCCUUGUUUGGAGUUUAAACUAAGCUAAGCUAAGGUAAGAAACUGCUUUUACCAGACAUUUUUAUUAUACAAAGAUGAGUGUUAUCAAUCCUCUCACUCGCGGCAAGAAAGUUUAACUAUAAAAAUGGACUCGUGGUUCUUCAUCUGAAAGCAUAAAAAUGUUUACUAAUGACCAUUCUGGACAACAGCUUAAAACUUCACUCCCUGACAUUUAACAAAAUGCCUUUCAAAGAUGUCUUUUGUAGUUAUUUGAGUUCAUGAAGCCAAAUUAGGAGUGUCCCAUUGAGCCAAUGAACGCCUACGACAGCCAAAAAGAAAAAAGAAAAAAAAAACACAGCUCACAAACUGUCACUCUUUGACUGAAGUUGUCACAAGUCAAUAGUGGAUCCACGGUGUUGCUCAGUCCAAUUCAAUGAUGUUUGGUGUUGUUUUGUUUUAUGGUGAAACAGUGAUGUUGCUAUAUGGUUAUUGUUAAUUUCACUCAAUGGUCCCUUAUUUUGAUUAUAUGCAGCGAUACAAUAUACAAUAAUAUGCUGUAAAAAGUCAAAACCAUUGCAUCGGUGACAUGGGAAAACAUCUGUUUUACCCCACUUUGCCACAUGUCAGCUAUGGUAAAUGUUGAAUUCAUGCAACAGUUCAUUUAUAUGCAAUGUCAAUAUGUGGGUAUAUUCUGUAACAGUUUGGAGACAGACUUCCUCAGCAUGGCCUUUUAUUCUUCUGGCGUCUUAUUAAACAUCCCAUUAGCCCCUUUUGCAUUUUCACAGUAGUCAACUUGUUUAUCAAAGGCGGCAGCGACAAAGAAACAACUUCACAACACACUUGUGAGUAUAACAGAGAGCUAAACGGACCGAUCUAUUUUUUGACAACAGAUGGCUGCCAGCCGAUAAUACACUGAUAAUCUCUACAGUAGUGUUGAGUGUCUCUAAUAUUUGUUUGCAUUUCGCGCAAUCAUUCUUUGAAUGCCGAGGGAAGUGCCAAAAAUGCCUCGUGCACUAAAUGAGCAAGGAUGAUUAAGGGUUUGAUUUUUUUUUCUACUCAAAUUCCUGUCACCUCCCGGAGACGUGUGUUUUUCCUUUGUUUGUUUUACCAUUUGUUCAUCCUCAGUUGAAAUGCUGGAGUCAUGCAGCAGUGUUAGAAAUACAUAUUACUGCUUACUGGAAGAAGGCAUUCAUAGGUUUCUCAGUGCUAAAAAAUAUUCCCUAAUGUCUCAUUAAUUAGUAGGAAGUAACUAACAAAUUGCUCAGUCUGUAUUUAUUAUGCUGGAAAAAUGCUGAUUCGUUUUCUGUCUACGAGGUAAAUACCACUAUCAUGUCAGUAUCAAGUACAGGAGUGGAAAUUGGAAACUAAUUUGCGUAGCUUGGCAUGAAGCUAGACAGCAAGGGGGUGAAUCUGCUCGGCCUACAUCUGUCCAAAGUUCCCUCUUUGCAUAGCACCUCUAAAACAGUUUAACACGGUCUAUCUUGUUUGUCUUAUUAAUUCACACACCAACCAAAGGAUAAACACGACAGCCUGCAGGGUUUAAAGAUAGCUAUGUGCUCCAACUAUUGCUUGAACAAAAAACAACCCAUGAGUCCACCAGGCUUCUCUAACUCGGCCUAAAAACCACAUUUUGUUUUUCUCACAUAGGCCUUGUUCACCCCUGGCAUUACGAAGUGGUAGCCAUGGCAACCCACUGUUUCUAGUCGGCUCCAAUCAAUGUGGGGUGUUUUUCUGUUGUUGUUGUUUUGUUUUUUGUUUUUUUUUUGCCGGUUGCACUGAGAUCUGAUCACAAAUGGUCGCUCAAGACUCACGUGGAGAUGCAUUUUAAUGCCAGGUGUUUACAGUGCGUUGAUGUUUGUGUAUUAAUUAACACAGUAGGUGUUAGUUAGGCUCUGGCUAUUUCUUUAUUCUAAGCUAAACGCCUUAUACUUCUGGCUUCAUAUCUAACACUGGGACAUGACAGGUGUAUUUUGGAAAGAAUGCUUUCAAAAUAAAAUUUAAAAAGAAACUAUUAAUUUGAAAUGCCACAGUACUUUAUAGUGAAUAAUACCUUCACCUAUGAGGGUAACAUAGUAGGAAACAUUACAUACUUUCUGUCCUAAAGUGAAAAUGCCACUAAUCACUUAAUCAGCAUCUUAUUUGCUUUGCUUUUUUCGUGACAUUGGAGUAAAAUUUCACUCGGGAUUAUCAGUAAUAUUUCUUUUAAGUCAUGUAAACCUCCUCCUUGUAGCCUUGUCAGUAUUUCUGAUUUCUGUUUUGCUUCCCCCCUGAAACGUAACAGUGUUAAAUCAGGUGGGAAAUCAAAACGGUCCAAGUGAAACCGAACUAUUAAACAGGUAGUUUCUUUAAGGUUUUCAAUCAUUCUGUUCCCUGCAGUGAAAAUCUGCCGGUUGGUUCAGCUGGUUUCUGCUCUGCAACUCUUAAUAAUGUACAAAUUAAACUUCUGAAGUGUGAGAUGUAGCUGUUUUUAAACAUGAAACCAUAAUAGUGAAGCUGCUCGAGUCUCGUUGGUGUAAUUGCCGUGAGAAUUGGGGAAUGCGGUAACGUGUUAUGACUCGUCUGGCCUUCCUCUCCUUCGGCCUUUUUCCGCGCCGGACGAAACCGGCGCCUUCUUCCUGAUUAGUGCCAUAAUAACAUACAGCAGAUUUCCCGCCAAAUUCAUUCUGAUUAACUCUGUUCUUGGAAACGGUCUGAUUUUGGUUGCAAUUACACAAUAGAGUCCAAAUUCGUUUUAAACGCCGCGGCAAACCCGUAAAUUGUCGGGCCUCCAAAUACAGUCAUAUUUGCAUAUUUCAGGGCAGACUUUGGUGGUUUCGAGUGCAGCAGCAACACUGUGCCUCUGACUGGCUGAACACAUUGUAAACUUCUACAAAAUAACACCAGAGAACACGUCUGUCCAACAUGGGUUGCAUUGUAUUUUUUUUUUUUUUUCCAAUUGUAUUUUUCUUUCAGUGCUAUCUUUUUCUAUGGUUCUUUUUAUAAUGAAGUUGUUCUAUGUGAUGAUCAAAAGUUGUGAUGCAGUUCCAUUGUUUUUAAAUAUUUAAUGUCUCUAAAAUAUGGAUUAAAAUCUGUUUGAACCAGUGA
Mugil cephalus (flathead mullet) is the source of this 11938-nucleotide messenger RNA. It is a transcript of the gene aff2, whose product is annotated as AF4/FMR2 family, member 2. Lineage: Eukaryota; Metazoa; Chordata; Actinopteri; Mugiliformes; Mugilidae. The coding region runs from base 253 to 5001 and encodes 1582 amino acids. Gene Ontology annotation, cellular component: nuclear speck; nucleus. The transcript is spliced from 26 exons. Gene Ontology annotation, molecular function: G-quadruplex RNA binding. The record is from RefSeq and is a predicted model, not a curated record. Gene Ontology annotation, biological process: regulation of RNA splicing.